CACAAGCCCCACCGUUCCGAUCCGUUCCCCUUCUCCCCAGUCAAAUCCCUGCAGCCUCCACUGUGCUGUGCUCUGCGGCGGCCGGCGAGCCCAUGGAUCCUUCCGCCGCGCAGCGGCGGGAGGCGGAGCGGUCCAUGAGCAUCGCCGAGAAGCUCCUGAUGGCGCGGGACCUCGAGGGCUGCAAGCAGUUCGUCGCCGAGGCCCGCUCCGCGGACCCUCACGCGCCGGGCGCCGACGACCUCUUCGCCGCCGCCGACGCCCUCCUCGCCGCCCAGCGCCGGCGCCUCCCGUCCGGGGGCCCCGACCCCUACGCCGUCCUUGGCCUCGACUCCGCCGUCCCGGCCUCCCGCGACCCCGACGUCGUCCACUCCUACUACCGCCGCCUCUCCCUCCUGCUCAACCGCUCCCACCCCGACCGCCCCUGCUCGCUCGCCUUCGCCGACGCCGCCCGCCUCGUCGCCGACGCCUGGGCCUUCCUGUCGGAUCCUCUUCGCAAAGCCUCGCUCGACUCCGACCUUGACGCAGCUGCAACCGCCAAAGCCGCCGCCGCCGCCGCUGCCUCAGCAGCAGCAGCAGGUCGUGUACCCGCUGCUCCCUCUCCAGAGAAGCAGCAUCAGCUGGAGCCACAGCCACAGCCGCCGCCGCCUCAACCAACCUCGCCACCGCCUGCACCCCAGCCACGGCAGGCCGUGUCGGCCACACCACCGUUAAAGCGCGGCCGGCCGCCCCGCGCUGCCAAAACGCCGCCGGCGGCGGAACAGAACCAGGAGGGGGAGGCUCCGCAGGCACCACCGUUCUGGACGGCUUGCCCCUCCUGCUGCCACCUACACCAGUACGACCGUUCCUACGAGGCGCAAACGCUGCUCUGCCCCAGCUGCUGCCGGCCGUUCGCCGCCACGGCAGUGGCCACGCCGCCGCCCAUCGUGCCUGGCACCGACAUGUACUACUGCUCAUGGGGUUUCUUCCCGAUGGGGUUCCCUGGUGGCCCUGCAUUCGCUGGACCAGUCAGUUCCCCGGGGCAGCAGGCCCCUUCUGCUCUAGGAUUCUAUCCAAUGGGGCCAUACUUGCCAUUGCCGGGACAAGGUGGCAUUGUGGAAGGCAACACGUCAGUUGCUGCCAGCAGUGGCAUUCCCGUCACCCCCACCAUGACAGCGCCAGUGCCGGUCACCCCUACUGUAACAGCGCCACCGCCGACGGUGGCAAAGCCAGUGAAUUCCUCACAUCAGAAGGUUGAAGCAAGGAAGCGAGGGCGGCCCAAAGGCAGCAAGAACAAGAAAGUGGUGAUUGAGAUCAAUUAGGGCUUUGAUUGUCGGUGCGGGCGAUGGCAUUCCCGUCACCCCUGCAGUUACAGCAUCAGCGCAGCAGCAACAAUGCCAGUGAAGUCAUCACAUGUAAAGAUUGGGGCAAGAGAGUGAGGACAGCCCAAAGGUGACAAGCCGGCAAGAACAAGAAAGUGGUUAUUGAGAUGAGGACUAUUAUGAAGAUGGAAUGGCGAAUUGUGUACAUUGGCUGCGCCAUUCAGCAUCUGCAUCUGCUGUAAACUAAAACAAUCUGUAUCUGUAGGAGACUUCUCUUGUUCCAAGAUGAAAUGGGUGCAGUGAGAUGGUCAAGCAUCGGAGCUUCCUCCAUGAUAAGGUGCUCCAAAAUCAGAGCUUCUCCAUUCAAGACAAUUUUGGUGACUUGGUUGCAGGUUGCCCUCCUUUCAUUGCAAAGUGUAACAUAGUGGCUAGUGUGUUAGCUCUCUUUGUAUCAUCCCAUUAGAUUUAGAUUGGUAGAUGUCCCAUGUUGUAGAAUGGCAGCUGCUCAAGUGCCAGUAUGCUUCUGCUUGUAAAAUUAUGAGAUGAAUACUAAGCUCAGUGAAUGCACAUUAAUUGGAAAUUGUAUGAAGCUGCUGAAAUGUGGACA
This is a messenger RNA of Panicum virgatum (switchgrass), 1905 nucleotides long. Its product is annotated as proline-rich protein 36-like. The record is from RefSeq and is a predicted model, not a curated record. Lineage: Eukaryota; Viridiplantae; Streptophyta; Magnoliopsida; Poales; Poaceae. Bases 93 to 1298 code for a protein of 401 amino acids. The transcript has a single exon.